UGACGCUGUUUGGAAACCGGAAAUAAAACCGUAGAAGAAGAAGUGCUCAGAAAGUCAACAUGCAACGAGAGAAAUCCAGCGGCUCAGCCGCGGCUGAAAAGCCCGACCGUGAAGCCGCCAUCAUGUCCAAAUAUUACGACGGAGUGGAGUUUCCUUUCUGCGACGAGUUCUCUAAAUAUGAGAAAAUGGCUAAAAUUGGACAGGGAACCUUCGGGGAGGUGUUCAAAGCGAAACACCGGCAGACCGGCAAGAAGGUGGCUCUGAAGAAAGUUCUGAUGGAGAACGAGAAAGAAGGGUUCCCUAUCACAGCUCUGAGAGAGAUCAAGAUCCUGCAGCUGUUAAAACAUGAGAACGUGGUGAAUCUGAUCGAGAUCUGCAGAACCAAAGCCACACAGUUCAACAGGUACAAAGGCAGCAUCUACCUGGUGUUUGACUUCUGUGAGCACGACCUGGCCGGGCUGCUGAGCAACGCCAACGUCAAGUUCACGCUGGCCGAGAUCAAGAAGGUCAUGCAGAUGCUGCUCAACGGCCUGUACUACAUCCACAGGAACAAGAUUCUGCACAGAGACAUGAAGGCGGCCAACGUUCUGAUCACCAGAGACGGGGUCCUGAAGCUGGCGGACUUCGGUCUGGCUCGGGCCUUCAGCCUGGCUAAGAACAGUCAGGGGAACCGGUACACGAACCGGGUGGUCACGCUGUGGUACAGACCCCCAGAGCUGCUGCUGGGUGAGCGGGACUARGGACCCCCCAURGACCUGUGGGGGGCGGGCUGCAUCAUGGCGGAGAUGUGGACCAGGAGUCCCAUCAUGCAGGGCAACACGGAGCAGCACCAGCUGACCCUGAUCAGCCAGCUGUGCGGGUCCAUCACCCCCGAGGUGUGGCCCGGCGUGGACAAGAAGUACGAGCUGUACCAGAAGAUGGAGCUGCCCAAAGGCCAGAAGAGGAAGGUGAAGGACCGCCUCAAGGCCUACGUCAAAGACCCCUACGCCCUGGACCUGAUCGACAAGCUCCUGGUCCUGGACCCGGCUCAGCGCACAGACAGCGACGACGCGCUCAACCACGACUUCUUCUGGUCCGACCCCAUGCCGUCGGACCUGAAGAACAUGCUGUCCACCCACAACACGUCCAUGUUCGAGUACCUGGCCCCGCCCAGGAGGAGGAGCCACAUGCCCCAGCCGCAGCCCAACCAGAACCGCAACCCGGCCACCACCAACCAGACCGAGUUCGACCGCGUGUUUUAGAGCGGCGCUGGCGUCUGACUCGUUAGAACUCAGAACGUUCCGGACCGGUUCUGGUCCUGGUUCUGGUCCUGCAGAGACGUUUGUAAAACUGGACGGUCCAGAAGUUCUUAUUUCUUCAUAUUUCUGAACUUUUGACUUCAGUUUGUUUCACAUCGUCAGGAUGUUUUUGGUUAUUUAUUCUAAAGUCCAACCGGUUCUGAUGGACCCGGUUCUGAUGGACCCGGUUCUGAUGGACCUGCUUCUGUUUACAGACAGAAAAGCAACAUUUAGUUUUCCAGCUGAUAAACUUUGCUGUAUAAUUCUACAGAAAGCAGCAGCAGCUCUGAAGUGAUCCAAACUGUUCCACCUGACAGCUCUCACACCUUCGGCUGAUUUUAAAUUCACUAAUCAAAGUCUUCGGCUCAUUCGGCUCAUUUUGUAACUUUUUGAACUGUUUCUCCUUGUUGAAUUUAAAAGAAAUCUCUUCAAAUUAUUUAAAAAAUUUGCAACAUUCUUGCUGUGUUUUCUAUGAGGACGUAUCAGGAUUAAAGAUUAGAUUUUUAAUUAUGAGAAACUCAUAUUUCAACAAUGAAUGUGUAAAAAAAUAAAGUCGUAAUAUUACAAGAAUAAUGUAACAUUAUGGGAUUAAAGUCAUAUUAGGAGAAAAGUCAUGAAAAAGCUGCAGUUAUCAACAUUAAAAUGAGGAAUGUUGUCAAGUUCUUUAAUAUUAAAAACAAAUAGUUAAUCUUUUAGCACAUUAGUAUCUAAUUAUCAGGAGCAGAACUUGGAAAUUGCAAACGAAUAUAAACUGAAGAAGUUUUGUAAUUAAUGGAUGAUUGACAGAUUGAGUCAUGUGGUUAAUUUGGAUGAAAUCAUUAAUAACAGUGAUCCAGGUCACAGAUUAUAAACAGACACAUGGAUGGACACAGUGUGGGGAAAAUGAGGAACAGGAAAUAAACACAUGUAAGAUUGACUUUUUUUCAUAUCUCGACUUUAUUCUUGUAACAUUAUGACUUUAAUCUUGUAAAAAUAAUUAAAAGUCUCAUUGUGUGGUUCUGGUUUCAGUAAAGAUGUUGCAGCUCCUCCUCCUGUCCACUGGGUGGCAGCAGACACUUUGUUCUUUUUGUUCUUUAACUCUAGUUUUUAGAUUAGUUUGAACUUUUCCUUCAGGCUUGAAUUAUUAAACAGUUUUUUUAAA
This is a messenger RNA of Austrofundulus limnaeus, 2418 nucleotides long. It is a transcript of the gene cdk9, whose product is annotated as cyclin-dependent kinase 9 (CDC2-related kinase). NCBI's taxonomy places the organism in Eukaryota, Metazoa, Chordata, Actinopteri, Cyprinodontiformes, Rivulidae. Gene Ontology annotation, molecular function: ATP binding; cyclin-dependent protein serine/threonine kinase activity; RNA polymerase II CTD heptapeptide repeat kinase activity. The coding region runs from base 60 to 1241 and encodes 393 amino acids. The transcript is spliced from 7 exons. The record is from RefSeq and is a predicted model, not a curated record. Gene Ontology annotation, cellular component: nucleus. Gene Ontology annotation, biological process: protein phosphorylation.